CUUCCUUUUCCAUCCUUCCUUUGGUCCACUCCAUCUUUCUUCAUACAAUUUUCAACCCCCUUCCUUGUUGGUGAAAAUGCGGCCAUUGACGGAAGACGAGACCAAGAUCUUCUUUGAGAAGCUCGCCAACUACAUUGGCGGCAACAUUCAGCUGCUGAUCGACCGCCCCGACGGCAUGUACUGCUUCCGGCUGCACCGCGACCGCGUGUACUACGUCUCUGAGGAGAUUAUGCGCAAGGCGACGAGCGUUGCCCGGGAUAACCUCAUGUCGCUCGGAACGUGCUUUGGCAAGUUUACAAAGUCGGGCAAGUUCCGCCUGCAGGUGACGGCACUCGAGUUCCUUGCUCCCUAUGCAAAGUUCAAGGUCUGGGUCAAGCCAAACGCAGAGCAGUCGUACUUGUACGGCAACCACGUCCUCAAGUCGGGUCUUGGUCGCAUUACAGAAGACACGCCAAGGUACCAGGGCGUUGUUGUCUACUCGAUGAACGACAUCCCGCUCGGCUUUGGCGUCGCUGCGUACUCGACGCAAGACUGCCGAAAGCUCGAUCCCACGGGGUAUCAUUGUUUUCCACCAAGCAGAUGUCGGCGAGUAUCUUCGUGACGAAGAUGCCCUCACAUAAUUCCAGUGUUGAACCGCUGGGCGGCACCCAAAAACGCAAUGCAAACGGCCUGUCGCGUUCGUUUUCGGAUGUACAUCUUGAACAUUUGCCCAUCAACACUAGUGAAUCCAGCCAGGGAAAAAGAAAACCAAAAUCAUGCAGGAAAAAAAAAAAUAAGCAAGUUGUUGGUGUUGUUGUCGUUGUUGCUGUUGUUGCUCAAUGCAAAAUUGUCGUUUUGCUGCAUUGGCGUUAUGUACUAUAUAAAAACUCUUCAAACUUUUU
Messenger RNA from Capsaspora owczarzaki ATCC 30864, 881 nucleotides. RefSeq names its product 60S ribosome subunit biogenesis protein NIP7. Bases 77 to 601 code for a protein of 174 amino acids. Gene Ontology annotation, cellular component: nucleus; nucleolus; preribosome, large subunit precursor. Gene Ontology annotation, molecular function: RNA binding. NCBI's taxonomy places the organism in Eukaryota, Filasterea, Ministeriida, Capsasporidae. The record is from RefSeq and is a predicted model, not a curated record. Gene Ontology annotation, biological process: ribosome assembly; ribosomal large subunit biogenesis. The transcript has 2 exons.